Molecule: messenger RNA, 1597 nt
Organism: Tigriopus californicus
Lineage: Eukaryota; Metazoa; Arthropoda; Copepoda; Harpacticoida; Harpacticidae
Exons: 6
Coding region: 72-1538 (488 amino acids)
Molecular function (GO): S-adenosylmethionine-dependent methyltransferase activity
Source: RefSeq, a predicted model, not a curated record
UUCGUAGCAACGUGUUUGUCGGCCAAACCGGUCCUGACCGUUCUAUUCACCUACAACCCCAUGUUCAAUGUAUGGACAUGCGGGGAUGUGUUUUUUUCUCAGUUGUGAGUGAACAGUCAGCGAAUGUUGAAACGAUCAAGAUGUCUACUCGAGACGCAUUAAAUGUUGCAAGCCUGUCUCAGGCCAUUGCAGACUUAACGGAAGAUUUCUUCAAUAAAGACAACAAGAUGAAGUAUGAGAACUACAUUGGAGUGGAGCAUGUGGCGAACCAGUUCCUCAGAUUGAACCUUCCCAAGGCCUCGGAAAUCCUUGACCCUUCACCUGGACCCGGAUUGCUAUCGGCUAGGCUCCAAACCAAGGGUUAUGGUAAUAUUGACGCCAUCGAAGAUAACCCAGACGAUUUGAAACGUUUGAUUCAGUCAAAUCUUUAUCGAACAUGUAUUCCGAAGACUGUGGGAGGAAUCAAUUCAACCGGAUUGAAGGACGACCUUUACGAUGCAGUGGUCAUGGUGGGGGGUUUCUGUCCUUCCAAAAUGACUCCCAAAGCUUUCAAUGAACUGCUAAGAAUAACCAAACCAGAUGGUCACCUUUUGUGGAGUAUCCGAGCGGAUUUGCACUCCAAAAUAUCCGAUUAUAAAUUACUGGACGACAAUAUUUCGGCCUUGGAGAAAUCUGGCAAAUGUGUAGCUAUGAAAUGGGCUGAGAAUUUUAGAGACCCUCAUUCGGAUUUGGAGGGAUUGCUGUAUUUGGUGAAGAGAAUCGACACCGAGGAUUUCAAGUCAACCCUGCCAGGAGAAGCUCAGUCAGAUGUCGUGGAUUGCAUCAAGCAUGAUCGUCUGGAUGAACUUCAACAGCAACAUUGCUUGGAUGAUUGGAGUGACCGGUCCGAAGAAGAUCUGGUAAUGGUUGGCCAAUAUUCUGGCCACUUGAAGCUUUGCCAGGCGUUUUAUAAAUUAGCUCUGCCUCGAAACGUGGAAAUUCUUGACAUUUCUUGCUACACCGCCGCACCCGGUUUGGUUGGCAUGGAUCUGAGUAACCAUGGCUACGUUAAUGUGGAUGGUCUGGACCAUAAAUUAAAGACCCUCAAUAAUAUCAGAGGUCAUGGCAGAGUCUACCGGAAUUACAUUUUGGGUAAAGUGGAUGAACUGGGCUCCAUUCCUGUCAACGACGAGAGCUAUGACAUUGUGCUAACGGCGGGCGGGUUCGCCCCCGGAAAAAUGAUGCCCUCAGCCUUUCAAGAGCUCUUACGCGUUCUUAGACCCGGUGGUUACGUCAUGUGGACCAUGAUGGACGGAUUUGCAUCCAAAAGCCAAGACUAUGCUUUAUUUGAUGUGAAGAUCCAAGAUCUUGUUUUGGAGCGGAGAUGGGAAUUGUUGGUGGGCCCUGUGGUGUUUGAAAACUUCGCUCUUCACAAAAAAGGGCGAUUCUACUUGCUCCGGAAAUCUCAUCGCGAAGUGUUUGCCCUGGGAUCCCGAAGGUUUUCCCCUCAUUCUUCCCCGAAACUGCACCCUCGACGGGGAUCACUCAAGAUCAAUUAAUCUAAUUGUUAGGUCUUAAAGUUGACACGCUUUUGAAUAAAAUUAGUGGUCUCACCUAA